This is a messenger RNA of Lytechinus variegatus (green sea urchin), 2756 nucleotides long. Its product is annotated as apoptosis-inducing factor 1, mitochondrial-like. NCBI's taxonomy places the organism in Eukaryota, Metazoa, Echinodermata, Echinoidea, Temnopleuroida, Toxopneustidae. Gene Ontology annotation, biological process: apoptotic process; mitochondrial respiratory chain complex assembly. The record is from RefSeq and is a predicted model, not a curated record. Gene Ontology annotation, molecular function: FAD binding; NAD(P)H oxidase H2O2-forming activity; protein dimerization activity. The transcript has 18 exons. Bases 81 to 2159 code for a protein of 692 amino acids. Gene Ontology annotation, cellular component: cytoplasm; mitochondrion.
UGCCGAUCAACUUUUUCACCUUUGACCUCUUCCGAGUUACCGGCGAAUGUUUCUCACGUUUUCCCCUUAAACUGCCCAAAAUGUUCCGAUGUCGAGCUGCAUUGCAGGGUUUUAGACCCUUAUCAAGGAGUUUUUCUACAUCUUUAAGUAAAGCAAGGCUAUCAAAUGGAUCCUUGUUUCAACUUCCUCGUCAUAAAGUUCUGCAAACCACCACUUCUAGAACUAUGGCUCACAUAACUACUGAAGGAGUUGGUAAGAAUGGAAUUUACUGGGCUAUUGGUGGAGUUACAUUCUUCAUUGCCUCAGCUACAUUAGUUCAAACACAAGGUUUAGUAACAUGGGGUGGCCCACCUAAGAAAGUAAAUUUCAAUCUAGCUCCUGCCAGUUCAGCUGAAUCUGAAGCCAGCCCUGCCGAGCCUGCAGCCAGUACCGAGGCUGCUCCAGCAGAAGGGGCGGCAACUACAGGUCAAGAUGAGCCAGAUUCUAGUUCAGAAUCAGCUGUGAGUACUGAAGAACCUGUUGCCGAAGAAACUCCAGUGGCUUCUGGUUCAGAGGAAUCUGAAGCUAAAGAAACACAGGUAGUACCUGGUACUGAGGAACCUGCAUCUGAAGCAGGUCCUAGUACAGAAGAGCCUGCAAUAGAAGAUACCCCAGUGGUAGCUGCUGUGGAUGCAACACCAGCUGAUGUACCAGCACCCCUACCAGAGAUCCCAGAGCAUGCUACCUACCUUCUGAUUGGUGCAGGGACAGCAUCGUUUGCUGCUCUCAGGGCGAUCAGAGCAAAUGACCCUAAAGCAAAGGUAUUAGUAAUAGGAGAUGAAGAAGCCAUGCCAUACAUGAGACCACCCCUAUCUAAAGAACUCUGGUUUAGUGAUGAUAAAGAAGGUGUUGAUAAUCUCAAGUUCAAGCAAUGGAAUGGAAAGGAAAAGAGCAUUUUCUUUGAGCCAGAUGCAUUUUACUGCAAACCAUCUGAGCUACCAACAAAGGAGAAUGGAGGAGUCGCGGUACUCAAAGGGCACAAGGUCAAGGGGCUCAAUGUUCAGAAAAAGAAAGCAACGUUGGAAGAUGGAUCAGUCAUUUCAUUUGACAAGUGCCUUAUUGCUACAGGUGGUGUUCCAAGGAAUCUUGCUUCAAUAGAAAAGGCUGGGUCAGAGGUCAUGGAGAGGACAACACUUUUCAGAAAUAUUAAUGACUUCAAAUCUUUAGAUAAAGUGACUCAGGAUGCUAAGUCUGUUGCUAUCAUUGGAGGUGGUUUCUUGGGGAGUGAGCUGGCCUGUGCUCUUGGCAAGAGAGGAAAAGAGACUGGAAUGAAAGUCAUGCAAUUUUUCCCUGAAGCUGGAAACAUGGGCAGAGUGCUUCCAGAGUACCUCAGCAAAUGGACAACAAAUAAAGUUUCAAAUGAGGGUGUUGAAGUUCAUUCAGAUAUGUUUCUAAAGAAUGUGUCUUUCAAUGGUGAUUCCAAGCAAGUUGAGCUACAGUUCAGUAACGGUGAUAAGGUAGAUGCUGACCAUGUGGUAGUAGCAGUAGGACUUGAACCCAAUGUUGGUCUUGCAGAGAGCUCAGGGUUAGAGGUUGAUGAUAAGUUUGGAGGUUACAGGGUCAAUGCUGAGUUAGAAGCUCGAAGAGAUGUGUGGGUGGCUGGUGAUGCAUCAUGUUUCUAUGACAUCAAGCUUGGUCGUCGUCGUGUAGAGCAUCAUGAUCAUGCUGUAGUUAGUGGAAGACUAGCAGGAGAGAAUAUGACUGGUGCUGCUAAACCAUACUGGCAUCAAUCAAUGUUCUGGAGUGAUUUAGGUCCAGAUGUUGGGUAUGAAGCCAUUGGCAUUGUUGAUUCUAGUUUACCAACCUUUGGUGUAUUUGCUAAGGCUACAGCAGAGGAUACACCUAAAGCAGUGGUAGAAGCUACCGGAGAAGGAAUACGAUCAGAAACAGAACAGGCUGCGGUAGAAUCUACCCCAACACCUACGGCUCCAACUACCUCAGAGGAUUAUGGGAAGGGUGUGGUAUUCUACAUGAAGGAUAAGGUGGUAGUAGGCAUGGUGCUAUGGAAUAUCUUCAACAAAAUGCCCAUUGCAAGAAAGGUGAUCAAGGAAGGAAAAGAAUAUGACGAUGUCAGCGAGCUAGCCAAGCUCUUCAACCUCCAUAAAUCAGAAGAGAGCUGAUUCCCUCCAUAUAAUUCAAAUUAGAAUUAUAGUAGAGAAAUAUAAAUUAUAAUUUUGGAGAAUUAUGUUAAAAUGAGUAUGCCAGGCCCCGGUUUCACAAAGCUUAGUGAUUGACCAUUAUGUGCAAAUGAAGCAUACAAAUCAACUGCACAAUUGAUGACUGAGCUUUGUGUUACUGGACACUUUGAGAGUAUCAUGCCAGGGAUACCAAAACCCUAUGGGAUAUAUGUGUAUUAAAUACUGCCAUUGGCAUGUAAAGAGUGAAGGCAAUUACUAAAAGGCUUGUAACUUUGCAGUGGAACGAACUUGUAAAAAUGAGAAUGCCAUAGGGCAUUUUCACAUUUUGAUAGUCAGUUGGAAUAAAAUGAACCAUGUUUGAAGCCAAUUAAUGGAACUUAAAAAGUCAUUGUGACAAUGAUUGUUGGAAAUUCAACUUUAAUACCUCAUAAAAUCAAAUUUAAAUUGUCGUGUGAAUUUAUAAACUUUCCAGUAUGCAAGGUAGAUUGUUUUAAUAGGCAAGAUACUCCCUUCUCUUAUAUCUUGUCCAAGAUUCAUAUUCAAUAACUUCUUGAGCUACUUCUCUUAGAUUUCCUUGCC